CCUUGUCUCUCUUCUUCACUUGCUUUUCUAACUGGCUGAGGACAAGCAUGGCGAAUAAAGAUCCCGGAGGUUUUCUGCAGCAGCUGCGGCAGAUAGCCGGCAGGAUGUCAUCAGGACCCCGAGGUGCAGGUCUUGGUCUCAAACUGCUGAUUGGUGCUGGAGCUUUGGCCUAUGGAGUAAAGGAGGCUACAUACACAGUGGAAGGAGGACAGAGAGCAAUCAUUUUCAACAGGAUCGGAGGGAUGCAGAUGGACACAGUGCUCUCUGAGGGGCUCCACUUCAGGAUGCCCUGGUUCCAGUAUCCCAUCAUCUACGACAUCCGAGCCAGACCCCGAAAAAUCUCCUCACUCACUGGAAGCAAGGACCUUCAGAUGGUGAGCCUGACGCUGCGAGUCCUCUCCCGGCCCCUGGCGUCCAACCUGCCCACCCUGUACCAGCAGCUGGGGCAGGACUACGACGAGCGUGUGCUGCCCUCUAUCGUCAACGAGGUGCUGAAGAGCGUGGUGGCGAAGUUCAACGCCUCGCAGCUCAUCACGCAGAGAGCACAGGUUUCUCUGCUCAUCCGCAGGGAGCUGUUCGAGCGAGCCAAAGACUUCAACAUCAUCCUGGACGACGUGGCCAUCACAGAGCUCAGCUUCAGCCGAGAGUACACGGCCGCCGUGGAGGCCAAGCAAGUUGCCCAGCAGGAGGCGCAACGAGCCCAGUUUUAUGUGGAGAAAGCCAAACAGGAUCAGAGACAGAAGAUCAUCCAGGCCGAAGGAGAAGCCCAGGCUGCGAAAAUGCUGGGCGAGGCCGUGACGAAGAAUCCAGGCUACCUGAAACUCAGGAAGAUCCGAGCAGCUCAGAACAUCGCCAAGACUGUGGCGCAGUCCCAAAACAAAGUUUACCUGAGUGCUGACAGCCUGGUGCUCAACCUGCAGGACAGUAACAGCUUCAACCUGUCGCUCUCGAAGUAAGAAGUCCUCCUUCCUUCCAGUUUGUCAUUCCUUCUGCAGAAAGAAACCCUCCCUCGAUCUUCACCCAGCUCAUUCAUUUUCUUUUUUUUUUUUUUUUUUUUUUUUUCAACUUCCGACCGGUUUCACGUGUGAAUCGGUCGCGUCGACGGUCCGCCAGACCUGACUUCAGUCCGCUCGGUUCAAGCCGAGCUGAUUGGCGAGCGAUCGUUAAGAUAUGAAAAGUCUGAAUAUGAAAUGUAUCCGUCAUCUGCGGAGACGUCCGCAGCGUUUUUCUUCGGCUCCCAUUUGAAACUGUGCUGAUGAAGUGUAGGCCUCGUCUGAUAUGACUUCCACCCCAGAAGUCAGAAGAAUAUUAAAUUUAAUUAUUUCAUGAAUCUGGUGGCAGUUUAACGUCCUCUCAACCUUCACCUCUGAGCCAACACUAAAGGUCAAACUCAGACACAACGUUUUAGCGCCUGAUGUGAGAUUAGACAGUCCAGACCUGCUCCGCCUGAUGAUUUCACCCGAGAGACAACCGUCUUUGUCAAUAAAUUCAGAAUUCCACAGAAUUCAGGACACAGCGGUAACUGAAACGUUUCCCUUCAUCUCCAAACAUCUACAGAGCUCAUAUUGCUAACAUGAACCCUGUUAACUAUUAGCUUCUCAAUCAAAUAAAAAGUUUCUUGGAGCUGCCAGUUGAUGUGACAAUAUUUGAUUUCUUUUUUUUUUUUGUGUGUUCACAUGUAUUAAACUCAACAUCAAACUUAACAAAUACAUUACAGAUGUUAAUUUGUGACUCUUAUUUUACGGAGCAUGUCACUGUUUGUUGCUCUCUGGACAAGAAUGUGAUUUAAAUAAACAUGGUCAUGAUUACAACAUA
Messenger RNA from Salarias fasciatus (jewelled blenny), 1815 nucleotides. RefSeq names its product prohibitin-2. The transcript is spliced from 10 exons. Gene Ontology annotation, cellular component: mitochondrion; membrane. The record is from RefSeq and is a predicted model, not a curated record. NCBI's taxonomy places the organism in Eukaryota, Metazoa, Chordata, Actinopteri, Blenniiformes, Blenniidae. Gene Ontology annotation, biological process: mitochondrion organization. Bases 48 to 956 code for a protein of 302 amino acids.